Cydia strobilella is the source of this 2062-nucleotide messenger RNA. RefSeq names its product ubiquitin-like protein 7. Gene Ontology annotation, cellular component: cytosol. Gene Ontology annotation, molecular function: polyubiquitin modification-dependent protein binding. Gene Ontology annotation, biological process: ubiquitin-dependent protein catabolic process. Bases 181 to 1368 code for a protein of 395 amino acids. Lineage: Eukaryota; Metazoa; Arthropoda; Insecta; Lepidoptera; Tortricidae. The transcript is spliced from 8 exons. The record is from RefSeq and is a predicted model, not a curated record.
AAAAUUCACGACUCACAGUGACGUGUGUACGUGAAGUGAUAUUGGGAAGAAUUGUGGUCUUGUUAGCAAACGCAAGAAAAUAUACAUUUGUUUACUUUGAACAUCUUUUGUGUCGUAUAUUUAAAAUAUUAUUAAAAGCGCGAUACCAUAUUUGUCGGGCUUACCUGUAGUUAAAUAAUCAUGGAUAGUGCACCUUGCGUAUUUUUAGGCAUCAAAGUAAAGCCGGGGCCUAUUGAACGGUUUAAAUUAGAAAACUUCGGCCUCGAUAACACUGUAGAGAACCUAAAAAUUGAGGCCGAAAAGAAGUCUAACGUGCCGUCUGCAUCUUUGGAAUUAAUUCACCAUGGAAAAAUUCUCAAACCCGAAGCCACAUUGCAAGACUCUGGGGUAAAGAGUGGUGAAAUGGUGCAUGUUGUCAAAAAGAAAGUCCCGGCAGCUGCUCCUCCGCCUCCCACUUACUCGGAUGCUGAGUUGCAACAGAUAGCUAACUCGCUGAGAACUUUGGGAUGCACACCCAAUGCUCCGGGGUGGACUAGGGCUAUGCAGCUUUUAAACGACGAAUCAGCCAUGAACGAAAUCCUCGAACACGCCCCAUCACUCAGAGAGGAUUGCGUCACACUGUCAAUGCUACAUGAAGUGGAACUACUGGCCGCGUUGGGCGCUAAUGUAAGCACGAUGAGGCGAGCCGCCAACGCACACCCGGAUUUGCCGGCGGCCCUAAGGCAUCUUACAAGGCUGGUGCAUACCAGAGCCAAUACUUCUACUGCUAAUGACAAUGUGCCAACAUCAGGUUUCGCGUAUUCUCUUGAAGCAUUGUCUGAAGAUGAAGACGCAGAUGAAGAAGAAAACGAGGAUGGGGAAAGGAAUACCAUUACUCAAGAACAGUUCGCUGCUGCGUUGCAGGCCGCGACGGAGGCGGUUUCUGCAUCGUCGAGCCGCGGCGGGGGCGGGGUCGGGGUCGGGGGCGGGGGUGGCGCCGGACAGGACUCCCUGCUGCGCCUGCUGCAGGCCGCCGGCGCCGGCGCCGGCUCCGGCCGCACUGAUACCAACGAAGAAGCACCCGCUACCGGUUCGGCUACAGGUACCGGUCGCGCUGUGAUCACUUCGGAAAUGUUCAGCGAUGCCAUUUCGGAGGCGUUCAACCGGACUGGCACAGGCAACAGGCCCUCUGGCACGCCUAUGGAGCAAAGCACUGCGGCAUCCUCUUCUGCGAGUCCCGUGGGAGAGGACUUCUCCACGCAGCUGACUCGGAUGCACGAGAUGGGAUUACUGGAUGACGCACUCAACGUUCGCGCGCUACUCAUCUGCUCGGGCGAUGUCAACGCAGCUAUCAACCUGGUGUUCAGUGGCGCUAUUGCAGACGAAUAGGUCCUUUGGUCUUACAUAACCAGAUAAUAGAAUGCAAAAAUAUGGCACAGCCACUUAUAGAUUUCAAUAUCGCUAUAAAUCCAGACCUAAAAGUCAACCCUAGACCCAUCAAACCCCAUGCAAUAGAGCCAAAAAUCGACCUUGUUAAUAACAGUUAGAAUUUCAUUUGAGGCUCUACGUUCGUAAGCUAAGCUAAUCUGGGACUGGGCUGGUCACGUCUGCCGAAUGAGUUCUGGGGCAAAAUCGCCAGAGUGGGAGCCCGAAAACUCAAAUCGGGGACUUGGCAUACCCCGCCGGCGAUGGUGAACUAGACUAUUUUUUGAAGGAGUGGCCAGACACAGCAUUGGACAGAGAUCUGUGGAGAAAUUGGGGGAGGCCUUGGCCCAGCAGUGGGACACGUAAGGCUCCAAAUAAUAAUUACGUUCGAGUCGAUGGGGUUGUAGGGGUUAUGGCCAAAAUGAUCUUCAGUCAACAGGUUUAUGAAGCCUUUACUUUUUAUUUGUGAUUUUGUUUUGAUAAACCAUGACGAAUUAGUUCGGAAUGAAUAAAAUUUAAGUGAAACAAUAUUGAUUUUUAAUCGAAUUUAAUUAAUACCUGUAAAUUUUGAAGAUUGCUUAAAAUUAAAUAUCACUGGAUGUACGAAUCCAUAAGGGCAAGUGUAAAUAAUACCUACAAAAUAAACUAAUACUAUUUA